AUUUUAAACUUCGCUCUGGCAACACUGCAUUUAUCUCUGGAUACAUUACAUAACCUCAAAAACGACAUUUUCGUCAAAACAGCACCAGAUAUUUAUUCUUACAAAAAUGUUUUCGUACAGUGUAUUUAAAAGGGUUUCACAAAAAACAAAACAAUUCGUACGCUAUAAACAUCGACCAGACCAUUGGGUAUGAUUUUCAUUUGGUUCUCCUAUUAACAAUUUUCUAUGAUAAUCCUGUUUUUAGUCUAUUUUACGUAAAAAAAUACACCCCAUAGACAAAGCAUUGAAUCAUAUGGACGAUUUCUACAAGCAAGUGUUUAAUGAAAAGUGGCUCAGAAUAAGAAAGGCUAUGUUGGGUAAGCAGAAAUAUGUUGCUGUUAUAAACAACUUCGGUGAUGAUACAGAAGCAAUGCAAAGCUUGGAACUGACUGGUGCUUUGAAUAUGAGGACAUUAUUUAGUCUAGAACAGGGCUACAUAAAAGAAGAGAAACUCAAAAAUAUGAAUAAUAAAGCUAUGGAUAAAAUCUUGAGAUUAGAUGAAGAGUUGGAACAGAAAAUACAAAAUAAAAUUGAGAAAGAAGCAAAUGAAUCAGCAGCACAAGAAAAGCCUACAGCAUCGGAUUUUUCAUUGGCCAGUAGUCUUGAGAAAGCCAAAUUUGACACAAGAAGACUCAUAGAUAUCAAAGAUCCUUUAUCAACUGAAGCAUUACAUGAAUUCUUACCUGCUACAGAAAUUAAGGGUAGAGAAGAUUUCAUACCAGAAUCGAAUCACUAUAAGAUGUAUGAUCCUGAAACCCAUUUUAGUGUUAAAAUGGAAAAAGAAUAUGAUUUACCCUUCCCAGAUCAUUUGAACAUUUAUUGUUAUGAGAGAGACAAUAAAAGUGAUUUUGACUCGCCCAAAAGGGGCUGCACAGAUGUUUUUAACUAUUAUUUAAUGGAUGGAGGAUCGAUUCUACCUAUUUUAGCUCUUGAUCUAAGGCCAGGAAAUAGGUUUCUAGAUAUGUGUUCUGCACCUGGUGGGAAAAGUCUUCUAGCUUUACAAACUUUUUUCCCAGAUGUUGUGGUUUCAAAUGAUUCAUCGCUUUCAAGGUUGAACAGAGUACGAAGUGUUUACAGUCAAUUUUUAUAUGAUUUUCAAGAGAAAUGGGUGAAAACUGGCAAGAUUCGGCUGACCAAUAGAGAUGGAAGAAUCAUUUCUGAAGAAGAAUAUGACAGAAUCCUCGUUGAUGUCCCUUGUACAACAGAUCGUCACUCUCUACAUGAAAAUGAAAACAACAUUUUUAAACCUUCAAGAAUAAAAGAGAGAUUGAAUUUACCAGAACUACAGAAAGAGUUAUUAGUAAAUGCCUUGAAAUUGGUAGAAAGAGGUGGUAUUGUUGUAUACUCUACAUGCUCACUCAGUCCAAUUCAAAACGAUGGAGUUGUCCAUGUAGCUCUGAAACAGAUUUGGGAAGAGACGAAUAUGGAAUUUGUAGUAAAGUGAGUAGAACGCCAUUUUUGAAGCUAACACUGGAAAAUCUGAAAUUUCUAUUUUAGGGACCUAUCUCCUGCUUUGCUGCAAACUAGGAGUGUCUUUGAGAUAGCAGGCAAAGGGUUGCUAAGAUAUGGGCACCUAGUCUUACCCAAACCAUCGCAGAACUAUGGCCCAACUUAUUUUUGUAAAUUGCAGAAAAUAAAAUAAGUUUCAUUUUUAAAUUUGAAUUUUACUUUGUUGUUACGUCUGCGCAAUGUCAAACAUGGAACUGUUAUAUAUUCUCCGCAUGGAACAUAAAGC
Messenger RNA from Acanthoscelides obtectus, 1774 nucleotides. Lineage: Eukaryota; Metazoa; Arthropoda; Insecta; Coleoptera; Chrysomelidae. The record is from the annotation of a GenBank genome assembly.